Perognathus longimembris pacificus (Pacific pocket mouse) is the source of this 3604-nucleotide messenger RNA. It is a transcript of the gene Gpd2, whose product is annotated as glycerol-3-phosphate dehydrogenase 2. Gene Ontology annotation, cellular component: mitochondrion; glycerol-3-phosphate dehydrogenase (FAD) complex. NCBI's taxonomy places the organism in Eukaryota, Metazoa, Chordata, Mammalia, Rodentia, Heteromyidae. The record is from RefSeq and is a predicted model, not a curated record. Bases 148 to 2331 code for a protein of 727 amino acids. Gene Ontology annotation, molecular function: calcium ion binding; glycerol-3-phosphate dehydrogenase (quinone) activity. The transcript has 18 exons. Gene Ontology annotation, biological process: glycerol-3-phosphate metabolic process.
ACCCGGGUGACAUCCCGGCUCGCCUCGCCGCGAGCCCCAGGCCGAGUCUCUGAUUCCGGAGAGGGGAGGCCACUGCGCCCUGGCUGGAGGAAACUGGGGCUCCUGCCGCGGUCCUUUCGCGCGUGAGGACUGAUCUCAGGCUAAGAAAUGGCGUUUCAAAAGGCAGUGAAAGGGACUGUUCUUGUUGGAGGGGGUGCCUUGGCCACAAUCUUAGGACUGUCUCAGUUUGCUCAUUACAGAAGGAAACAAGUGAACCUGGCCUAUGUGGAAGCUGCAGAGUAUGUAACAGAACUUGUUAACAGAGAGCCUCCCUCCAGAGAAGCUCAGCUCCUGACUUUAAAGAACACAUCUGAAUUUGACAUCCUGGUUAUCGGAGGAGGAGCAACUGGAAGUGGCUGUGCACUAGAUGCUGUCACCAGAGGACUAAAAACAGCCCUUGUAGAAAGAGAUGAUUUCUCAUCAGGGACCAGCAGCCGAAGCACUAAAUUGAUCCAUGGUGGUGUGAGAUAUCUUCAGAAGGCCAUCAUGAACUUGGAUAUGGAGCAGUAUAGGAUGGUAAAAGAAGCCCUUCACGAGCGUGCCAACCUGCUAGAAAUUGCUCCUCAUUUAUCAGCCCCAUUGCCUAUAAUGCUUCCAGUUUACAAGUGGUGGCAGUUACCUUACUACUGGGUAGGAAUCAAGAUGUAUGAUCUGGUUGCAGGAAGCAAUUGCCUGAAAAGCAGUUAUGUUCUCAGCAAAUCGAAAGCCCUUGAGCAUUUCCCUAUGCUCCAGAAGGACAAACUAGUAGGAGCAAUUGUCUAUUACGAUGGACAGCACAACGAUGCACGGAUGAACCUUGCCAUUGCUCUCACUGCUGCCAGGUACGGGGCUGCCACAGCCAAUUACAUGGAGGUCGUGCGCUUGCUCAAGAAGACAGACCCCCAAACAGGCAAGGAGCGCGUGAGCGGGGCACGGUGCAAGGAUGUCCUCACAGGGCAAGAAUUCGAUGUGAGAGCCAAAUGUGUUAUCAAUGCUACGGGACCUUUCACAGAUUCUGUGCGCAAAAUGGAUGAUAAAGACUCGCCAGCUAUCUGUCAGGCGAGUGCUGGCGUCCACAUUGUCAUGCCUGGCUACUACAGCCCAGAGAGCAUGGGACUUCUAGAUCCAGCAACUAGUGAUGGGCGAGUUAUUUUCUUCUUACCCUGGCAAAAGAUGACCAUUGCUGGCACUACUGAUACCCCAACAGACAUCACACCCCAUCCUAUUCCUUCAGAAGAAGAUAUCAACUUCAUUCUGAAUGAAGUACGCAACUACCUGAGCUGUGAUGUCGAAGUGAGAAGAGGGGAUGUCCUGGCAGCCUGGAGCGGGAUCCGUCCCCUGGUUACAGAUCCCAAGUCUGCAGACACGCAGUCCAUCUCCAGAAACCAUGUUGUGGACAUCAGUGAGAGUGGCCUCAUCACCAUAGCAGGUGGGAAGUGGACAACGUACCGGUCCAUGGCAGAAGACACUAUCAAUGCUGCAAUCAAGGUUCACAAUUUGAAAGCAGGGCCAAGCAGGACAGUUGGUCUUUUCCUACAAGGGGGCAAAGAUUGGAGCCCUACCCUCUACAUUAGGCUUGUCCAGGAUUACGGACUUGAAAGUGAGGUGGCCCAGCAUCUCUCCACCACAUAUGGUGACAAAGCUUUUGAGGUGGCUAAAAUGGCAAGUGUAACUGGAAAAAGGUGGCCUAUUGUUGGUGUGCGGCUUGUGUCAGAAUUUCCAUACAUUGAAGCGGAGGUAAAAUAUGGGAUUAAGGAAUAUGCCUGCACUGCAGUGGAUAUGAUUUCACGUCGCACCCGCCUGGCCUUUCUCAAUGUCCAGGCUGCAGAGGAAGCCCUCCCCAGGAUUGUUGAACUGAUGGGCAGAGAACUGAAUUGGAGCGAUUCUAAAAAGCAGGAAGAACUUGAAACAGCCAAGAAGUUUUUAUAUUAUGAAAUGGGCUAUAAAUCUCGGUCUGAACAAUUAACAGAUCGCUCUGAAAUUUGCCUCCUGCCUUCAGACAUUGACAGGUACAAGAAGAGAUUUCAUAAGUUUGAUGCAGACCAAAAAGGCUUUAUUACCAUUGUUGAUGUUCAGCGUGUAUUAGAGAAUAUCAAUGUGCAAAUGGAUGAAAAUACACUACAUGAAAUUCUGAAUGAAGUAGAUUUGAACAAAAAUGGGCAGGUUGAACUCAAUGAAUUUUUGCAGCUGAUGAGUGCUAUUCAGAAGGGAAGAGUGUCUGGAAGCCGACUUGCUAUACUCAUGAAAACUGCAGAAGAAAACCUGGACCAAAGAGUUCCCAUUCCGGUGGACCGUAGUGGUGGAGGAUUUUAGAUCGAGAUAAAGGUGACUUUUCUCCUCCGUGAUUCUGAUACAGUAGGGAUGGGAUGUAGAGUUUGACUGGCUUGAGCAGUCUUGGGUCUGAAAAUCAGACCUUGUUUGUGCUUUGCUAUGAAUGAAGUUCCUGUAAAGACAAAGAAGAGUGCACUUUUCUGGAUUUGAGCAUAUCUGCUUUUGCCUAAGGCUGAAAUUCUAAGAUAUAUACUCCUUCACCAACCCCAGAAACUUUGGAAAUACACUGGUUUUUAAACCAUUACUGUGAAUAAGAGGACCCCAGCAUUUUCCUGUAUGUUCUUACUUAACCCUUUCUUACUUUUUUACCUGAUUUAAGCAAAUGGGGAAAGAAAUAUAGGAAUAAACCCCUUCAAAACCAAUAUUUUUUUCUUAUUUCUUUUCUCUAUUUUUUCUUUUCAUAUAAAUUAGUAUUGGUUGAUUCUGUUGACAACUAUGCUUAAGUGUCAGGGAUUGCUUUUUUUGUCAUUAAUGUUUUAAGAGCCUUUAAUGGGGAUUCAGGUGAAGGAACCUCAUCUAUGCUGGAGAGUUGGCUACUCCUUUAACUUGACUUCAUUCAUAACAUGGAUAAUGCUGGAUUAUUUGUAAGAGUGAGGUUGUCAGCCUCAUGUCCAUCCUGCUGCAACACAUUUGCUUCCAAUCAGUUUGUACUGAGUGUAAGUAGGAUUUCUACAAUUAAAUGCAUGCUUCUUAUUCUGCCUUAGUUUAUAAGUGGCUUGAUUUUGUCCUUUUCAAAAUAGGUAGCUUCUUUUUUUGUAAAAAAAAACCAAAAAUUUAUUCUGACUUUUACUAAAUAUACUAUAAGGGUCAUCACUGAUUUUCUUUCCCUUUUUUAUGCAUUUGUAAAGGAUUUUUGUCUCUGAAUGUAAACACAUAUGAAGUCAAUGACGCUGUAACUUGCACUAUUUGCAUUGUGUCAACGUUUUUAGGAAAUUAAAACAAGCCCUGCUUGUUUCAAAGAAUAUCAAGUAUAAACACAGUACUCAAUGCAUAUAUACACUGCAUGUUUUCAUACGUGGCACUUUUAUGUUUUGUAUUGGGUUAUUGUUCUAGAUUGGACUGUUAAAUACCAUAUUUGAGGCUGGGUUGUCAUUUUUAUAACUGUCUUGGUAUUUUAUUGCCAUUAUUUAUUACUUUUGAUAUACAGAAUGAGCUGCAUGCAUUUAUAGAGCAAUAAGACAAUGUAUUUAAUGUGCCUUGUUUUUAACUGAAUAAGAACUGAAAGCAUGAAUCAAUAAAACUGAUUAAAAUGGUC